UCUACUCUUCAUUCGGAGUCUAGACGCUGUAUAACACUUGUGUGGUGGCCAAAGUCUCUCUCUGGACACACAUCCCUGCUGCCAUCAUGAAGACCUUCAGUCAGGUCUCUGUUUUUUUCUCAUUGGUUGCGAUCGUGCAUAUGUCCCAAGGCUCUUCCUUUUCUCCACCCAGUGGACUUCCGGGCUGGAGAGAUCUAUGUCCACCGCAGUCGUGCCCAGUGUGCCCAGGAGAGUGUCCGAAGUGCGAUGGUUUCCCUGUGUGUCACGAGGUCUGCCCCGAUAUUGCUAUAGGAUGUGACUGCCCCUUCUACCACAGCUGCGAAUGUCGGCACCGUGUAUGUCCUCCCUGUGAAAAUCCCAUCGCCGAGCUGAUUAAAAAGGGAGGCUACAAAGGAUAAAGGAGCGAGAAGGCGAUACAUACCUUCACAAAUCUCAUUAAACUGAAAGAGAGAGAGAGAGAGAGAGAGAGAGAGAGAGAGAGAGAGAGAGAGAGAGAGAGAGAGAGAGAGAGAGAGAGAGAGAGAGAGAGAGAGAGA
Penaeus indicus is the source of this 536-nucleotide messenger RNA. RefSeq lists its product as uncharacterized. Lineage: Eukaryota; Metazoa; Arthropoda; Malacostraca; Decapoda; Penaeidae. The record is from RefSeq and is a predicted model, not a curated record. Bases 87 to 398 code for a protein of 103 amino acids. The transcript has 2 exons.